Rasamsonia emersonii CBS 393.64 is the source of this 753-nucleotide messenger RNA. Its product is annotated as Protein transport protein sec22. NCBI's taxonomy places the organism in Eukaryota, Fungi, Ascomycota, Eurotiomycetes, Eurotiales, Trichocomaceae. The coding region runs from base 1 to 753 and encodes 250 amino acids. The transcript is spliced from 4 exons. Gene Ontology annotation, molecular function: SNAP receptor activity. Gene Ontology annotation, cellular component: ER to Golgi transport vesicle membrane; SNARE complex; endoplasmic reticulum membrane. The record is from RefSeq and is a predicted model, not a curated record. Gene Ontology annotation, biological process: vesicle fusion with Golgi apparatus; endoplasmic reticulum to Golgi vesicle-mediated transport; retrograde vesicle-mediated transport, Golgi to endoplasmic reticulum.
AUGGUCCGGUCAACGCAGAUUGCACGGAUAGAUGGCCUUAUGCUGGCCGCCUCAGUUGACGAUGAGCAGGCCGAGGCCGAGCUUUCAGAAGUGAAGACUCAAGCAAAGAUGAUUUUCCGUCGCUUGAGUCGCAAUGCAGCACCAGAAGCUAGUAUUGAGUCGGGACAAUAUAAUCUCCACUACAUCAUCAAAGAUGACAUCUGCUUCCUCUGUAUCUGCGAUCGUUCCUACCCCCGCAAACUUGCAUUCACCUACCUCGCCGACCUCGCAACCGAGUUCACCACCACCUACUCCCCCUCCCAGUAUCAUUCCCCCAACCUGCGACCGUAUGCAUUCGUCGAAUUCGACACCUUCAUUCAGCGCACCAAGAAGACAUACCAGAACAGUCGUGCCGCCCAGAAUUUAGACAAGCUGAACGAUGAGCUCCGGGAUGUCACAAAAGUCAUGACCAAGAACAUCGAAGACCUCCUAUACCGUGGAGAUAGUCUUGAGCGGAUGGGUGAGAUGUCUGGGCGCUUACGGGAGGACAGCAGGAAGUACAAGAAGGCAGCAGUGCGGAUAAACUGGGAGCUGUUGCUAGAGCAGGUUAGUAGAUCCUCCUUUAAUCUGGCAGGUAUCAGCGAGUGGAAAGCUGACCUGCACAAUCCAGUACGGACCGGUUGCAGGAGUCGGGUUUUUCAUCUUUAUGCUCUUGAUUUGGUGGCUUUUCUUUUAGUUCAAUACCUGAUGCCAAUCGAUAUCCCCUUCGUAUAG